Messenger RNA from Ascochyta rabiei, 2310 nucleotides. RefSeq lists its product as uncharacterized. Gene Ontology annotation, molecular function: protein binding. The coding region runs from base 1 to 2310 and encodes 769 amino acids. The transcript is spliced from 2 exons. NCBI's taxonomy places the organism in Eukaryota, Fungi, Ascomycota, Dothideomycetes, Pleosporales, Didymellaceae. The record is from RefSeq and is a predicted model, not a curated record.
AUGGGAUGGCACGACCGGCUUGUCUACUAUCGUGAUUUUGCAUACGGCACCCCGAGGCUGCGAAUGGCGAACGGCAACAUUGGCCAUGUGCCUGCUGCCACCUUUGCUGAGUAUGUAGACGAUCCUUUCCUUGGCAACGACGACGGCGACGACGACAGCGACACGACGUGUGGGGAGCCGCUGUCGCAGGACGUGGACGCCGCACCAGGUGUCGCGCCAGAUGCGGACGCGCACCACGCCCCUCGACCGCAGUGUCUCGCAGUGCGGCCGGCGCUGGCGCAUCGCCUCUACUCCCACCGCCUGCAUGUGCGCGCAAAGGCUAAACUGCAACGCGACAGACUGCUGUCCGGCCCCAUGAUCGACGUGUAUGUGGGCAACGCGCGCCGCCGCUGGACGCUGCACCGCACCCUGCUCUGCCACCAUUCGGCCCAGCUCGAGGCCGAGCUUGAGGGUAACCACGACGGCCACGACGCCAGAGAUGCACUCGACGCGCUCGAACUGCCCGACCACGACCCGGCUGGCUUCGAGCUGCUCGUCAAGUGGCUCUACCAGGGCAGGCUCGAUGACGUCUCAGACCUGGCCGACGCGACGCAAAAGUACGAGCACGCCGUGCACUGCCACGCCCUAUACCUGCUGUGCCACCGCUUCGACAUGCCCCAGCUGAAGAACGUCGCCAUGGACCAAUUCCGCAAGGGCCUCCACGAAGCCGAGCUGGUCCCGGACCCCGACGAGAUCGACGACUUGUACCGCAAGACCCCCGCCGGCUCGCCCUUCCGCCGCCUGCUGGUCCAGAUCGCCGCGCGCCAGAUAAUGGACCCGGACAGCAACCGCGACGUCGAGACGUAUCGCCAGUGCUUCGAGCACAACGCCAGCUUCGCCUUGGAGCUGGUCAACGCCAUCCGACAGGGCUCCGGCGGCAUGCUGCUUGACGACCCCACCGCCAGCGGCAACGAGUGCGCCUACCACGACCACCAAGACGCGCCCCACUGCAACAUCAAGGCCAAGGCCAAGGCCAAGGCCAAGCAAGCACGCAAGGCCAAAGCCCAGAGAGCAGACCCAUCCUCCGCCAGGUCAGCAGCCUCCACAAGCUCCGACCCACCUCUCCGCCCUCACCCCCGCCCUCCUCCAAGGGCCCUUCCCCCGCCGCCUCCAAGGAUACUUCCCCUGCCGCCUCCAAGGAUAAUUCCCCCGCCACCUCUCCGCCAGCCUCGCCCCGGAAGCUCCGCCGACGGUCUUCUACGCCGUCGCCUCACAAGCCCCGCCACAUCGACGGUGAGCACCUCGACCGAAACCGCCCUCGCGAGCCACCCACCCAGCCCGGACACGACCCAGGACUGGGCAAAGCUAAAGAAAGUCAUCACCCCCGAGAAGCAGGCCGCCGGAGCAGCGGAGGCGCCGAAGCCACAUCCAGUCCUCGCAGAGCACCGCCGAAGCUCAGAAGACGCCCCUCUCCCGCAGCAGCCUAGCAAGGCAGACGGGGAGGCGAGCGCGGCAACGAACGGGUCAGCGCACCAGUCACCGCCGCGGCGAGGGAUCUGGGAGUGGGCAAGAGCAGGCACAGGAAGACUGAACAUCAUAGGGCGACUGCCACAUGCAGAGUGGAAGGGUCCGGCGUCAGCCUCCACAGCAGAAGGCCUAGUCAUCAAUGGCGCCCAAGACCAUGGAAGAACAACAGAGUCCCACGACGACUUUGACAUUCCAUCCGCCACCGCCACCGAGCCAGACAACGUCGAAAAGCAGGAGACAGCUGCGCUAGCCAAAAUCGAGGGUCUGGGCAUAUCAAGCCUCGGCACCAUGAUGUCGCCGAACGACUUCUCGCAGACAAAACGCUCGUCAGACGACCUCAUCGCGAACGCCUCCGAGACAACCGGCUCUCCUUCGCCCAGGAUCACAAGACACGAAGCAUGGACGAACGGAGAUGACACAACUCCCACGGCUUCCAAGCCCACUUCGCCAACGACGCCUGACACGCCCACGCCACCGCAGCGCAGGACAGACUCAAUCAUGGAAAUGCCCAAACCGAGAGAGACAGAAGAACCGCCCACAUCGAAGAAAACAAUACACAUUUCGAGGGCGUGGGCUGGCAGCGAGGAAAAAGCAAAGUCGAGCUCGACUACACCCAAAACACCGCAGGAACAGGAACAGCAACAGCAACACGAACCCGUCCGUGAACAUGACCUAGCCUUGUCAGCGCCCGCCAAAGCCAAUGGCGAGUUGAAGUCUGGUCAGCGGCGGGUUCCCACGUACAAGAUUGCACUAGCGUCUAGCCUUCUGUCGCCGGCGAGGAGGAGUGCCUCGGCGGCGCAUUAA